This is a messenger RNA of Perkinsus marinus ATCC 50983, 1437 nucleotides long. RefSeq lists its product as hypothetical. NCBI's taxonomy places the organism in Eukaryota, Perkinsozoa, Perkinsida, Perkinsidae. The record is from RefSeq and is a predicted model, not a curated record. The transcript is spliced from 4 exons. Bases 1 to 1437 code for a protein of 478 amino acids.
AUGGCCACUAACGUCCGUGGACGGAGCAUGCCGGUAGCAGGCAAGAACGUUUUCAAAGUCCAGGAUUUCGUUUUGGGCCACUUGUCGAUGGCCGGUCAAGUCCCGAUGGAGGCAUUCUACAUCAUCAAAUACCAGAACAGGGCUGGCGAGAUAGUCAUGUCUAUGGAGAUCCGACCGACCAACGCAGGAAGUAGCACAGAGAUGGUACGGCGUCUCGCCACGGCUCUCGAGGACCCCAAGUCGAAGUUGCAUCGGCCGGGCUCUCUCUCGAGUAAGGUCUUCACGGCCGCUCGAAUGGACGUACGCAACCCUGGAGAGGCCCAGAGGGAGUGGGCCUCACCAGUGUCCAGUAGGGCCUAUUCCCCUACGGGUAAUAUAGGGAGUCCAGGGAAGAGUGGUAGUAGCCCUUCUAUGGCACGGUCCUUAUCCCCUGAGCGAGUCGUUACACAAGCGAGACCGAUUGGUGUAAUGAAAGCAGCAGUAACGGCAUCGCAGAAGAUACUUUCAAGACCUGUGGUGAAGGUGGAAGAAGAGCCGGUCUUUGGAGAGGCGGUGCGGGGAAGACCAGCGGUGGUGUCUCGUAGGGUCGUUCGGGAGUCCACACGGAAGGCUAAGAGCGGUCGCAACCCAGCCGCCUCUACAGAGUUGAAGAGGAAGGGCAGUGAGGAGGUAGUGCCGGUGUCUCGUAGUAGCACUAUCAAGCCAAUGAGGAAAGUGUCUGAUGCAGUGCUGAAAGUGAUGGAGCCUCUUGAGCGGAAGAGGGAUACUGGAGGGAGGGAAGAGUCGGCGUUCAUGGCGAAGUGGCGGGAGACUAUACUCAAUGCUACUAAGAAGAGUGAACCGGCGGGUAGCUAUGUUGUUAGUGUCCUACCGGGUCAGCCUGGGGUACCCACAAGGGAAACGGUACGACACACUUCACAGGACAUCAACGGCUCUCUUCUGGAAGCUCGGCGUGGGCUAAAGCUUGAUGGUGCGGCCCCAGAGUCCCCUGGGUCACUAUCGGCAGCCUCGGCGGCUAGGAACUUGGAGACGGAAGGAGAUGCUCAGGUGGUCUCGCUAGACCGGGCCCUGUGGGAUCCAUUGUUACAUGGUAAAAAGGCGAGGUUCGAUGGUUAUGUGCUACGUAGUGUAGAACUGAGCGGGGAUGGUGCUCAGUCUUGGGCCGUCAGCGAGGUGAAGCCGUACGUGGAUGGGGACAGGCUUGUGUGGAAAUGCGAGAUAGCUGGACUGUUGCCAGCUGAUAAACUCGCGGAUGCCGCGGAAACGAUGGGCCCGGGCUUUGGUGUUUGCGGUAGGACCACAGGGGAAGUGAAUGCUGCAAUAGACACACCGGAGGCUGCUAUAGUGGGAUAUGAUCUGGUCAGUGUCGCGGUGGCUGGCAGAUUCGGUGACAGUAGUGGUAGAGAGGACCACUGGGGUGUUGUCAAUCUAUGUUAA